Molecule: messenger RNA, 1176 nt
Organism: Musca vetustissima
Lineage: Eukaryota; Metazoa; Arthropoda; Insecta; Diptera; Muscidae
Product: ribonucleoprotein RB97D-like
Exons: 4
Coding region: 1-1176 (391 amino acids)
Cellular component (GO): cytoplasm
Molecular function (GO): RNA binding
Source: RefSeq, a predicted model, not a curated record
AUGAUAAAGAAAGAAAUACUCAAUGAUUCGUACGAAACUGAAGACAAAGAUCAGGUCAAACCUCCUGCUGCUGCUGCGGCCACUACACAAAACGAUGAUCAUCUACGUAAAAUGUUUUUGGGUGGCUUAACGCCCAACACCAAUGAGGAUAUGAUUCGGAACUUUUUCUAUCAAUUUGGCGAAAUAGAAGAUAUCAUUAUUAUGCGUGAUACAGUAACAAAACGCUCCAGAGGUUUUGGAUUUAUUACAUUUAAAUCUUCGGAAAGUGUAGAUAAGGCACAAGCGGCUAGACCACACGUUGUCGAUGGAAGAACAAUAGAUACUAAGCGUGCCCUGCCACGCACCGCUGAAGCUGCAAAAAAUGAAGCUAAUGGUUCGGUUAGAAAAGUUUUUGUUGGUGGUCUCAAAGACUAUCACGACGAAGAAGCUUUGCGUGAAUAUUUCCAGCAAUUCGGCAAAGUUGUAUCAAUAAAUAUUCUGGUAGAUAAAAAUACUGGCCGUAAACGAGGCUUUGCUUUUGUAGAAUUUGAUGAUUAUGAUGCCGUCGAUAAGGUUGUGUUGCGAAAAACUCAUACUAUCAAGUAUAUGCUUGUUGAUGUUAAAAAAUCAAAUUAUAAACAAGUACAAGCAAAAAGAUUAGCACUACAACAGCAACAACAAAAUGGUAAUGCCGCAACGCCCGUUCCACCAGGAGAUCCAGCUGCUGUUGGUACAUAUCCACAUGCAGCAUAUCCUCAAACACCCUAUAAUUAUCCUCCGCCACAAGCUUAUGCUGGUUGGGGUUAUCCACCUGCACCGCCGGCCCCAAAUUCCGCAUAUCCUCAACCACCAGCGGCGGCGGGAUAUGGUGCAUAUACUGCGGCGCCUGUACAAAAUGUUGCAACACAACAAACAUGGAAUGGAGCCUAUGCUGCGACACCUACUGCCUGGAAUCAAGGUGGCUAUAGUGCGCCAACUGCUAGUGCGUGGAAUGGUACACCGGCAGCGCCGGCACCAGUUAAUUACAAUACACCACCAGCCACAAAUGGUGGUGGUUGGACAGCUACUGCAUCACCAGCAGCGGCAGUACCGCCACCUGUCACGCAACAAUUUGGCAACUAUCAGCAAUCCUAUAAUGGCGGACCACAGAAAAAUAAUAGUUUACAAGGAAAUCGUAUGAAUCCAUACACCGUUUAA